AUGGCGAAAUCACACCACAGUGAAGACUCUUUCGAGCCAGUAUCGCCGAUGGAUGUUGUGCAACCGAAACGAAGAUCGGUGGGAUUUGGCGCUGUCAAAACUAUCGACGUUGAAGAUACGCAAUCGCCCAGUGACUCCAAUCCGUCGACCCUGAGCCCGCCUCGCACCCCAAGAUUCUCCGAAGCCACUUCUGUGCAUUCUCCUGUUGCCUCGUCGUCUCGAUCUCCCUUUGCAGAUCCUCCCGCAACAGCUGAAUCAAGUUCUGAGCCCAAUGUCUCUGAUCUAGGUUUUGGCUAUGUGGCCGACAACCAGCCUUCCAACCAUGCCUCUGGUCCCCAAACCAGUCCUCCUGGCUCGCCUUUGAAAAGUGCACUAAAAUCCCCAGGCACGCCGGGUCGCCUGGUCAAUCCGCUCAGCCCUACUUUCAAGGAGGAACAGAUUGUCGAGUACUAUGAAAAGGAAACCGAGGAAGAGAAUGCUAAGGAUGUCAAAAUCAAAACUCGUGUCCGAAUAGCAAAGUUCUUACUGCGCGGCGUUAAUUUCUCUUGCAGCCUGAUCAUUCUCGCAUUGCUGGCUCACAGCUUUGUGGUAUUUAACGCCACGAAAAAUCUUGCAUCCAGGGGCAACUUCAAGCCAUGGUCCCCAGACACAAACCCUUGGCCUCAGAUCGUCAUUGUGGUCGUCGCAUCAAUCUCAGUCCUCUUAUGCGUAUGCGUUUUUAUAGCUUACUGCCGUGGCGGGCAUCGUCGAGCUGAAAAGAUAGGUGUAUAUUACACCGUCUUUGGAGCCUGCUUCUUUGCCUUUACGAUUGUGAUGUGGGUUGUUGCCGCAGUCGUGCUUCAACACAGCAAAAACAGCGGCAGUGAAAAGGAUUUGUGGGGCUGGGCUUGCAACGAGAAUCAGCGCCGCGAAAUAUAUGCGGAUGUUGUUGAUUAUGCACUCGUUUGCCGUAUGCAGGACUGGAUCUUGGUCUGCAUCAUCAUCGAGGUCGUUGUUGACACCAUCACCGUUGCAAUCUACGGAGUGGUUUUCUACCGUUUCUGGUCUAAGCGCAAGCUACGCAAGUCGAUGUAUGCCCGGGACAAGGCCCGAUCCGACCUCUACCUUGCCACCCUGCGCUCUCAAUCAGCCCCAAACACCCCCGGCUACCCUCUCAGCCCUGGCUCGAUGCAAUUCCCCAAAUCCGCCGCCUCGGGAAUCGACCCCUAUUCCGUUGCUGAAAACGGCGGGCAAAGAACCCAGUUCGCACAACCCACUCCAAGCUCGAAUUUGCCCUUCCAACUCCAGCCCCCGCCAAUUCGCGUCCAGGCCCCGACGCGUGACAACUCGCCGACCGAUGGCGAGCCACCGGCAUCCGCUGGACUCGUUCAGGUCCUCAACGAGCACGUCGGUCCUGCACCGGGAGAGCAAAAGUACGAAUCUGUGCCUAUUCCAGGAUCCUAUGCCGGCCCUGUCAACAGUCCAACCUUUAUGCCCCAGUCAUCGGCGCAUCAAAGGCAAGGGAGUCGGGAAAGUGAAAACCAAGCGCUGGGGACGGCCGUGACGACUGAUAAUGCUGAACCUCCUCGCAACCAGUAA
This is a messenger RNA of Uncinocarpus reesii 1704, 1578 nucleotides long. RefSeq lists its product as uncharacterized. NCBI's taxonomy places the organism in Eukaryota, Fungi, Ascomycota, Eurotiomycetes, Onygenales, Onygenaceae. The transcript has 3 exons. The record is from RefSeq and is a predicted model, not a curated record. Bases 1 to 1578 code for a protein of 525 amino acids.